Pseudopodoces humilis (Tibetan ground-tit) is the source of this 1377-nucleotide messenger RNA. It is a transcript of the gene GYG2, whose product is annotated as glycogenin 2. NCBI's taxonomy places the organism in Eukaryota, Metazoa, Chordata, Aves, Passeriformes, Paridae. Gene Ontology annotation, molecular function: glycosyltransferase activity. The record is from RefSeq and is a predicted model, not a curated record.
CAUGAGUGAAAGAGGGCAAAAAGUAGAGGGGAAAAGGCAGCACACUGUAACAGAUCAAGCCUUUGUGACCCUUGCAACUAAUGAUGUGUACUGUCAAGGUGCUCUUGUUCUCGGACAGUCAUUGAGGAACCAUAAGACAUCCAGAAAAUUGGCAGUUCUAAUUACUCCAGAGGUUUCCAUUGGGAUGAGGUCAGUCCUCAGCAGUGUAUUUGAUGAAGUGAUUGAGGUGGAUGUGCUUGACAGCGCUGACUCAGUCCAUCUGGCUCUGAUGCAGAGGCCAGAACUGGGUGUAACCUUCACUAAGCUUCGUUGUUGGACUCUUACUCAUUACAGCAAAUGUGUCUUCAUGGAUGCAGACACUUUGGUACUUUGCAACAUUGAUGAGUUGUUUGAUUGGGAAGAGUUUUCUGCAGCUCCUGAUUCUGGCUGGCCUGACUGUUUCAAUAGCGGUGUAUUUGUGUUCCAGCCCUCCUUGAAGACUUACAACCUGCUGCUCCAGUUUGCUGCUGAACAUGGCAGCUUUGAUGGAGGUGAUCAAGGCUUGUUGAACAGCUUCUUCAGCAACUGGGCAACAGCAGAUAUUGGCAAACACUUGCCUUUCCUCUAUAACUUAAGCAGCAGCUCUGUAUACACCUAUGUUCCUGCUUUCACUCAUUUUGGUAGAGAUGCCAAAGUUGUUCACUUCAUGGGAGCAACAAAGCCCUGGAACUACAAAUACAACCUUCAAACAAAGAGAGUUAUGCAGGAUGGCACCACCUCUGGAUCUUUUCACCAACUGUCGUUUCUUGCCCUCUGGUGGAAUAUCUACAGUGCCAGUAUAUUGCCUUUGUUGGAAAAAGGUGUUCAAAAGAUGGAAGAAUCAGAAUCUGAGGAAUGCAAGCAUGCUUUCAAUGGAGUUGAAGUUACCCUGAAGAAGGUCAGUUCUUACGUGGCCAGUUCUCUGCAAAAGCCUGAGCUCCCAGAGCAGACAAAUGAAGUAAAUCCCACAGCAUGCUCAGCUGAGGAACUCACUUUCAAAGCUCAACCUGUGUAUGAAGUCGAACCAAGAGAUUCUAACGUGCAUCUCUCUGAGCCUGACAGACCUUCAGAACAACCUGUAUUUCAACCUGCAUUUCAGGAAACCUCAGAAAUGAACGAGGUUGCACAUUCUGUUUCAGAGCUGUCUAUUCACUUCAAACCAGCAAAACCAACUCCAGAAGACGAGCGGAGAAAAUGGGAGGAAGGGCGCAUGGACUAUAUGGGGAAAGAUGCUUUUGAACACAUAAAAAAGAAAUUGGAUGCAUUUUUACACUAAGACGGGGUGUACUGUUAUGCCCAUCGUGAUAGAUUGUUUUUAUAAUUCAAUUCAUGAAUACUUGGCUUAACCAGUUUAGCUGA